Poeciliopsis prolifica (blackstripe livebearer) is the source of this 2055-nucleotide messenger RNA. RefSeq names its product caspase-6-like. The transcript has 8 exons. Gene Ontology annotation, cellular component: cytoplasm. The coding region runs from base 62 to 943 and encodes 293 amino acids. NCBI's taxonomy places the organism in Eukaryota, Metazoa, Chordata, Actinopteri, Cyprinodontiformes, Poeciliidae. Gene Ontology annotation, biological process: proteolysis; apoptotic process. The record is from RefSeq and is a predicted model, not a curated record.
UACUGGUUGUUUAAGGAAGCAGCUUUCAGUCUCCCACUCCGAGCCAAGACGAAAAGUCAACAUGUCAGGUGACAUUGCAGGAAGUGUGUCCACAGCCACAGACAGUGUGGCAUCUAUAGAGAAUUUAACAGAGACUGAUGGUUUCUUCAGCAGCCCCGUCGUUUUGGAUCCUGCGGAGGAAUACAAGAUGACCAGGAAGCGGCGAGGCCUUGCUCUCAUCUUCAACCAGGAGAGUUUCUUCUGGCACCUGCGCCUGAACCCCAGAAACGGGACGAACGCCGACCGCCAGAACCUGGAGAGGAGGCUGCUGGAGCUGAACUUUGAUGUCAGGAGUUAUGAUAACUACACACAGGUGAACGUCCUGGAAAAAAUCCAUGAAGCUGCCAAAGACGAUCACUCAGACGCCGACUGCUUCCUGCUCGCCUUCCUUAGCCACGGCGAGGACGAUCACGUCUACGCAUACGAUGGCAAGAUCAGCCUCAAGACCAUCACCGACAUGUUCAGAGGAGACAAGUGCCAGAGCCUCGUCGGAAAACCCAAGAUCUUUGUUGUGCAGGCGUGCCGUGGGGAGCAGCACGAAAUUGGUGUGACGCCCUGCGACGUCGUGGACAGCGACAUGGAGAUAAAUGAGACGGUGGUGGACGCCUGCGCCGUCCAAACCCUCCCUGCCGGCGCCGAUUUCAUCAUGUGUUACUCUGUUGCUGAAGGUUACUACUCCCACAGAGAGGUCAUCAACGGCUCCUGGUACAUCCAGGAUCUGUGUGAGUUACUCCGGAAGUACGGCGGCUCGCUGGAGUUCACGGAGCUGCUCACACUGGUCAACAGAAAGGUCUCGAUGCGCCGAGUCGAUAACGCCAGAGACCGCAGCGCAAUUGGCAAGAAACAGGUACCGUGCUUCGCUUCGAUGCUCACCAAGAAGCUCUACUUCCGGCCGAAGAAGUGAUCAACGGUUCGAUUGGUUGGUUCAAAUCUGAGCCUUCGCGUGUCAGCUGGUACGGCUGAUCCACUCCACAAAGAUGAGAAAAAUAUAUAGUUGUUUUGUUUCUUUUUAUAUGUUGACAACAUUCCUGGACGAUCAUUUGCACAGAGACGCCUUCUGCUCUUAAAUCUCUCUAUCUGAUAAAGUUGAAACAAUCAGGAAGUUUUAAUCUUAGUCUUUAAAUUCUUUUGUAAUUGAUCUCGUUUGGUGAGUAGCAGCAUAACUUUCAGAAAUGAUUCAGGGGUUUUCUAAUCUCAGGUAUCUCCUCAGAGGCUCCAUUGAUCCAGGCUGUUUUCUGGACCCAUCGUGCAAAAUUCACUUUUUGUACAUUUAUAUGCUUCCAUUUGGUUUCUAGUCAGUUUUGGCAAUAAGUUGAUGUUUUUGUGAAUGUAACAUCUCACAUUAACAGGCACUGCCUGUUACCUAGCAACCUCAGGAGAGCUCCAGUAUGCGCUGUACAAUGGCUGCUGGAAAAGACAAGAGUUGUGUUUUGAUUUUUUGACAUAAAUAAAAAACCAAAUGGUUUCUUGAUGUUGACUUAACAUCUAGAAACCACUUGGUGGCUUGUUGUUGGUUGUGCAUCCGGCUCUACUUCUACUUUUCAAAGGUGUGCAGUUGUAUAAUUUUUCAUCUGUUUGCAGCCAUUUUCUCAUGUGAAUGUAAACAUUGAGCUGGGGGGGCGUGGCCAGCAGCAGCUUGUUUGGAUUUAUAGUAAUGACCCCCUAAAACAGCCCAAACAAAACACAAUUUCAUUAUCUAAGAAUGAUUUUGUGCAAAAAAUGUAAUGAACAUGUUUUGUAUAGGCCAUCAGCCUCCUCUAACGUGUUCAGGGAAACAUAAUAGGACAUCUUUAAAGUUCACUCCUGAAAGACAAUAAAGGGAAUCUAUGUUGUUUUGUUGUCUUAUCCAGUUCUUGGUUCGUCUCUCAAUGCAGAUUUGUAUUCCAACUGUCAACUAACGCUAACAUGAAAACCUGAAAGUGUUUCUGUCUCUUAAAGCUCUACAAGGCAAUUAAAUCACUUUGAACUGUCUUAACAAUCGUUUAUGUUUAUGAGCUGUGAAAAAAUAAAAACUUU